CCUACGCCCAAAAUGGCGGCAGUAUUGAAAAGUUUGCUGAUGUUUUUGUUUUAUUUUAAUGUAUUUAAAUUUUCAGUUUUUGAAUAAAUCCACGAUUUGCACGCAAUAGAGAGGGUUGAUCGUUUAUUUCCGAUCCACGUACAUGUCAUAUGGAUCGGUGUAUUUUCUCCGCCGGGGCAGGUUUGUUUAGUUUAGGUCUGUGAAGCGCCACUGUUGACGUGAAUGAGCCAGAUGGCGCUGAACCCGUGGACGUCACUCCUAUGAACUUCAUGAGGUUAAAAUGAAGAGCUUCUGUACGUAGAGAUGGAAGAGGAUGUAAAGAAAGUCAAAAAGCCAGGUAUUGUGUCUCCGUUCAAGCGGGUGUUUCUGAAAGGAGAGAAGGGGAGAGAUAAGAAGGCCCUGGAGAAGUCCACAGAGCGCCGGGCCCUACACACCUUCACCCUCUCUCUCCCGGACCACCGCAUCGACCCUGACAUUCUCCUCAAUGACUACAUUGAAAAGGAAGUUAAGUAUCUGGGACAGCUAACCUCAGUUCCUGGAUAUCUGAAUCCCUCCAGUCGCACUGAAGUUCUGCAACUUAUUGACAAUGCCAGGAAGUCUCAUCAGUUAGCAGGGCAGCUGACAACAGAGCAGGAUGCUGUUGUCAGUCUGUCUGCAUAUAAUGUGAAGCUUGUGUGGCGUGACGGAGAGGACAUCAUUCUUCGCGUGCCCAUUCAUGAUAUCGCGGCUGUGUCCUAUAUCAGAGAUGACUCACUUCACCUAGUGGUGCUAAAAACAGCUCAGGAGCCUGGGGGUUCUCCAUGUCACAGUACAGAGAUGUCAAAGUCUCCCACUUUGAGCUCUCUAUCAGAAAGCGGGGCUGUGCUUGUGGAGGUCUGCUGCCUACUCGUGCUGGCUGUCGAUAACAAGGCUGCAGCAGAAGAACUCUGUCUACUCCUCAGUCAAGUCUUCCAGAUCGUCUACACAGAGUCAACUAUUGACUUCCUGGACAGGGCGAUCUUUGAUGGAGCCACAACGCCAACCAGGCAUCUCUCUAUCUGUAGUGAGGACUCAAGCAAAGUAGAUGUCAAAGAGGCAUUUGAGGCAGAGGCAAGCACAUUUUCAUUCCAGAGUUCUCUAGAGGCAGGGCACUCCUCUUGCCCCUCCCCUUCCUCCACCCCAGCAUCACCACAAACUGCCAGUGAGAGUGAACUGAGCACAACAGCUGCUGAACUGCUGCAGGACUAUAUGACCACACUGAGGACAAAACUGUCCUCUCAGGAGAUUCAGCAGUUUGCGACACUGUUACAUGAGUACAGAAACGGGGCCUCCAUCCAUGAGUUCUGUAUCAACCUGCGACAGCUUUAUGGAGAUAGCAGGAAAUUCCUCCUCCUUGGACUGCGGCCUUUCAUUCCUGAAAAGGACAGCCAGCACUUUGAAAACUUUUUGGAAACCAUCGGCGUGAAAGACGGUCGCGGCAUCAUAACAGACAGCUUUGGGCGUUACAAACGCACGGCAAGCUCUGCAUCAGACUCCACCACUAAUGGUAAUGGAGCUGCGGGCGGUUCGGAUGAAGGAACAGCGACCUCUGAGGGCGAUGAAUGGGACCGCAUGAUUUCAGACAUCAGCAAUGACAUAGAAGCGUUAGGAACCAGUAUGGACCAGGACGGUGUGUGCUCUUGAUGUCACAACACUAGGUCAGGGACUCAAUGUGUCCUUAGCCAAUCACCACUUGAUAUAAUCACAUGGGCCAUUGGUCCAUAUUGCUGUUCAUCGAAUCUGACAAUGCUGGAGCUUGGAUACUGUAUGGAUAACAUGUCCUGGCUGUCAUCCUUAUUCUCAUAUGUUGUGCCAUAGGACCACAACUUUGAAGUUUUGAUAAUUGUUUUUUUAUGAUCCAUGAUGUAAAAAAGGAUUGUCCUUUGCUUUGAACAGCAGUUGUAUUUCUCUAGGUAAUGUUUAUUGGCAGUAUCUGGUACCACUAUAGAGGACUUUGGGGCUGGUAGAUGUUGCUCUUUCGAGAAGGAUAGAGCUGCAGGCCAAGCUCCAAAAAGGGGCGAGAGCUCCAAACCGCCAGCAAAGAUAUACAGAUCCCCUAAUCUAACCCUUUCUCUAACCCUAAUAAUGUGUGGAAGUGACACCCCCUUUUGGAGUUGCCCUGCCCUCUUUUGAGGGUUUCCGCCCCCAUAUGGAGAUCUCUGGGUUGCAGCAAUACCUGCUUGGCUCUUUCAAACUGAUCUGAGACCAGUUUGAUAGUAUCUAAUUUAAUAGUUAACUUUAUGCUUUGAGAAGAGAAUGCUUCUCCUUAUCAGUGUGAAGGGGUAAAUUCUACCUGCAGUGCGGAGUUUCUGCAGUUUCUGGAUGCCUUUUAAAAUGGUAAUACAGUAUGUGUCUAGAAACCUGAUGGAAGUGAAGUGCAGUAUAUUUCCUCCUUUACUGAAUUGCUAAUCAAAACUUGACCUUUAGAAUUUUACACCCUUAUGUUAUCUGGUCAAAGUUUGUGUUAAACUGGUUCUUCCUUUGACAUUAUAAGCAUAGUUUUCACGUAGUUAUAUUUUUUCAGCCAGGAUUGGUUUUCUAUUACCCAGUUACUAUCAUGUGGGUUUCUUAAGGCAGAAAAUGUAGCACUAUAUAUUCUGUAGGGGUGUAACGGUUCUCGGUAAAAAAAAAAACGAACCGUACGGUUCGCCAACCACGGUUCGGUAAGCAUUUGCUCCGCGGUUCAUUUCUAGUUUAAUAACGCAUCUGGAUCAUACAGUUUGGCGAAGAAAAUAAAGCAGCAAAUAGAUAAGCGCAGUUGUAACCUCCGCUAAUGCACCUAGGUGGACACACUCUGCCUGUGUUUCAUGUGGGUCAACUUUCUGCAGAGAGAAGCUGUCCUAUUAACUGUUAGUAUGUUAAAUCAGUUGAUGACAUCACAGUUCUGCACACGUUAGUUGGCAAAAUGGCAAGCGGAGAAAACAAGCUGCAAGAUAGAAGCCCCUGUGUCAUUUAAGUCUCCUGCUGAGAACUUUUUCCGUAUGCAGUCAAUUACAACAGCAAUGGUCAAAAAACUUCUACAACACAGGCACUGUUUGCCAACAUUGCUUGACGCGAGUGCCGUAUACUGGUAAUACAUAGAUAUUUGAUUAUUUAUUUACGCUGACAUCACCUGGGAAUAUAUAGUGCGCGGUGCGCACAGCCACAGGUGAGCCCGAAACUGCACACAGACACACUCCCUUCCAUCUUUAAACAGGCACUCGGUGCUAGUUCGGACAGACAUGAAACAAGAGCUAAAGUGCUCGGGAUGUUCAUAGCCAAAGUUAUGUUGCCCUUACUGCAUCGAUGAAGAUGUGGGAUUUCCGCGUAUGAUUAAAGUGCUCAUCACGUUGCGACAUCCAUUCUCGUAUUCAUUUUAAUAGCAAGUUUAUUUCUUCUGUAUUGAUGUACAGAUUCAGAAUGCUGAAUAUACGUUGAGUAUGAAAUGUACUUUAUGUUGAUGCAUGUUUCGUAAUAAUACAGGUAUUAAUUUAAAAUGUUGAGUUAGUAAUUAGUGUUUUGUUUUUUUUGUUUUUUUUACGGACCCUAACGAAAAUUAACCAUGGUUUUACUAUAGUAAUAUUGUUGUAACCAUGACUGUAAUAACAAGGACUGCUGUCACUAUUGUUUUCUUGGCAGAAAUCAUAGUUUUGAUACAAUUAACCAUUGUUUUACAACAGUAAUACUGUAGUUUCCAUAUAGUAACCUUGAUUUUACUAUAGUUUUGUAACCAUGACAGUAACCAUGUUAAUUUUGUGGUUACUUUUAUUUUACUACAAAUACAAUGUUUAAACUAUGGUUACUGUAGUAAAACCAUGGUGAUUUGUAGUGAGGGCAAAUCUCUUAAAGUGUCUGUUACCAAUAGAAUAUUUUUACUUUGGAUUUGGCAGUCAUAUUUUUUUUUUCUUCCCCUGAACAUAAAUACCAAACCAUACUGAAAGCGUGACCCUAAAACCGUGAGAAAUUUGAACCGUUACACCCCUAAUAUUUUGUUUUUGGACUGAAACCUGGAAAAUUUGGAUAUUUGACAAAGUCAGUUUUCUGGCUGAUUGAGGAUGCAGUUUUGUGUACACUGCAUUAAUUUCAUGUCUUGUUAUUCAUUGUAUCCUUCUCAGAGUUUUCAGUAAUCUAACAUUGUGCCUUGCUGUAUAACUGCUCAUUAUAUCAUCCAACAGGGAUGUAAGAAGUAUUCUGUAAUCUGUACAGAACGUGACUGAAGUAUGAAUUUAUUAACAAAAUGCAACACUUAAAGCCUCUUAA
This is a messenger RNA of Myxocyprinus asiaticus (Chinese sucker), 4257 nucleotides long. Its product is annotated as cerebral cavernous malformations protein 2 homolog. The record is from RefSeq and is a predicted model, not a curated record. The transcript has 10 exons. Gene Ontology annotation, biological process: vasculogenesis; heart development. Lineage: Eukaryota; Metazoa; Chordata; Actinopteri; Cypriniformes; Catostomidae. Bases 304 to 1662 code for a protein of 452 amino acids.